This is a messenger RNA of Dermacentor albipictus, 2484 nucleotides long. Its product is annotated as cyclin N-terminal domain-containing protein 1-like. Gene Ontology annotation, biological process: reciprocal meiotic recombination. The record is from RefSeq and is a predicted model, not a curated record. Lineage: Eukaryota; Metazoa; Arthropoda; Arachnida; Ixodida; Ixodidae. Gene Ontology annotation, cellular component: site of double-strand break.
AAAGUGAUGGUGGAAAAGACCUAAGCAUGAAGCCGAGCAGACGCACCGAUGUAGUUUAGCGUUCUGUCAACUGCGUAGUGUGUUGUGACGCGUGUCUUUGAACUUUUGAAGAUUAUUAUCGUUCUCAAUGACCGUACGUAUAGUUCUCUAAAAGCGUUGAAUAUUAUAACGCUUCUAGCGCAUAAGCCUGCGUAAUCGACGGUUCACGACUACUUCCUGGGCUCUAUGGCGAAGGAGAGUUCCGAUUCGGACCACGAUGACGACGUUUACUUCUCAAGGCAGCUGCCCAUAAUAGAUCCCGAUAUGCUCCAAGAUGUGCUCUGCAUCCUUGCCAAGCAAAACGACGAAGCCGUUCGUGAACCAGAAGAGUAUUUGGACCACCUGUCUCCCAGCAAUACCGUAGAGCUAUUGUUCCAGACUUGCGCCAAACUCGAGCUGCCCAUCUGCGUCCAAAUCACGGCUGUAGAGUACCUGGACAGAUUCCUCGUGCAGCACGUGCGCGACCUGCGCAAGCAGCUGGGCCUUCCGUCCGCCUGCGCCGCCGUGUCGUGGGACAGCGUGGUGGGCCGGAUGCGGGAGCAGGUGAUGCUGCGCAUGCUCUCCUGCAUACAGAUUGCCAGCAAGAUGUUCUCCAGCGUCAAGUUCCAUUUAUGUCCGCACUGGACUCGCACGCUGGUAGAAAGUGCCCGAAUAAGACGUACUCUGUAUCGUGAAUCCUCGGCUUUGGAGUCAAGCAUACGUCGUUUUUAUUUGUCCGUGAUGCAACGACACGAGAGCAGCGGCAGCUUGGGUUCAGGAACGUGCUCUGUAUCACUGCCGCGUAUGGAGACGUCACGGCCCGCGGCGCCAGCGUGGAAACCGUUGCCGAAAGUGAAGUGGUCUCGCCGUCGAGGCAAGAAAUCCAAGGUGUACCUCGUCCCUUACCAGCCUUCGCUGUCGCCCAUCUUCGAAGAAUCGCAGGGUUCGUCCCAAGACGGCGCCGUCCCUUGUUCGCAGCCGCUCCUUUUGAGGCCGUUCGCGAGGUACUCCACGUACGGCGUCAUCACUCCGCGUCUUAACCGAGUCGUCAUCGCGAUCGAGGAGGACAGCAGCAAGUUCUCGACCUGGACGGAGCGGGUGGCCAAGAUCCUGGCGCUGUCCUGGUUCCUGAUGCUCCUGAGCGUGCUCGUGCUCAUGGUCGGCGUGCUCAUGAUCUGGAUGGCGUUCUCCGGCGAAGCCAACGGCGACGGAGCGAUGACGCACCGCAACGUGGUCACGGUGUUCGUCGGCAUCGCCGUGAUCGCGAUGGCGGUGCUGUUUGUGCUGUGGAACGCGUCCAGAGGGCUGCGCUAGACUGGAAGUGCUUGUGGGACUGUCGCUUAGCGCUUGACGAUGAACCUGAUUGGAAAGUAUGAUCCGCGCAAGCUUACGUUCGCGAUGAAUAUGCACGGACUGCAACGUGGUCACGGCCUUCGUCGGCAUUGCCGCAGUGGUGAUAGCGGUAUUCGGGCUCUGAAAUGCGUUCGGAGGAGUGUACUAGGCGAAUUGUUCUUACUCUCGUUUCAUGGGAGUCUGUUGUUUUAUGCUUGACGAUCGACCUGUUUGUGAAGUAUUAUCCGCGGAAGCUUACCUCCGUUGUGAAUACGCAUAGCCACGUGGUCACAGCGUUCGUCAGCAUCGCCGUAAUCUCGAAGCCGCGGUACUGUUUGUGCUGUGGAAAGCUUUCAGAGGACUGCGCUACAGACUGGAUAUGUAGUCACUCUUCUUGCGAGACAGUCGUUUUAAUGCUUGACGAUCAACCUGCUUGUGAAGUAUGAUGCGCGGUAACUAACGUUGAUAACGAAUGCUUUUUCAUGUACAGCCAGAGCCGGAAAGUAGCCACUGCGCGCAUGACAUUAUAUAGCUAAGUCCGGGGCGUCUGGUCGAUCUACUUGAAGGAGCAGUGCUCGGUAGCUACGCUUAAAGGGACCACAACUUAGGGGCCUUCAGAAGGUCGUCGGGCUCAAUACGAUGCAGCCAUUGUCAACGUCAUUCAGUGCUUCUAGUAGCUUCAUUUAUUUCGGUGGGAGCUGUUCUAAGUGAUAUUUUGAGCCAAGGUUGGAGCGCCGUGUCGGGUUGUCGCGCCGUGUCGUGGUGUGUACGGAGCUACAGCGCAGUCACCACGGCGCCGAACUGGUUUCAGUUCCCUGUAAAGCACACUGACGGAAGCACUGUGUGAGCUUCUGAUGGUGAAUACGUGUCGCAGUUUGAUAUGCAUGAUCCGCUCUAACUUGUCUUGGUGGCGUGCUGUUCGAUAUGUGCAAUCUUUUUCGAGUUGUACGCAUGGGAAUGAACCGCUGCGUUCGCACUGUAGAGGCAACGGAUGCAUUAAUCUCUGGCGAUAUUAAUGACAACUAAUGUACGCUGUGCUCGCAGAAAUGCAGCACGUUUUUAACGGUCAGAUUGCAUGUACAAUAUAGCCCUCCUGACCGAUUGACAUGGAAAAUAAAUAUUUCGUCAUACGCA